This is a messenger RNA of Branchiostoma belcheri (Belcher's lancelet), 4955 nucleotides long. RefSeq names its product phosphoribosylformylglycinamidine synthase-like. The coding region runs from base 104 to 4150 and encodes 1348 amino acids. The record is from RefSeq and is a predicted model, not a curated record. Gene Ontology annotation, biological process: 'de novo' IMP biosynthetic process. Gene Ontology annotation, molecular function: phosphoribosylformylglycinamidine synthase activity. NCBI's taxonomy places the organism in Eukaryota, Metazoa, Chordata, Leptocardii, Amphioxiformes, Branchiostomatidae. The transcript has 24 exons.
CCAAAUGGUAACCUUUGACCCGCAUUUCCCGCCAUCCUCCAGUGAAACCCGCCACUUUGGAGUUUGGUUCGUCUCGAAAGAUUGUAGAUUUACAGGUUGAAUCAUGGCAAUCACACGUUAUUACCAGACCCCGGCCCUCAACCCAGGGGCACACGAGGUCACGUGUAAAAAGUUACAGACCAUCCUCGGCUCCAAGAAGAUCGGAGCAGUGACCACUGAGAACUGUUUCAACAUCUGUGUGGACGACGGGAAAGACUUGACCGCUGAGGAGCAGAAGAAACUAUUAUGGGUCAUCACGACUCCGUUUGAGGGGGAGAAGACGAGCCGGGAAUCUUUCCUCGGCAGGGACGGGGAGAAGGGCCUCCUGAUUGAGAUUGGACCAAGGUUAAAUUUCUCCACUGCCUUUUCCACUAACGCCGUCUCCAUCUGCCAUGCGGUGGGGCUGAAACAGAUCUCACGUAUCGAGGUCUUCCGUCGCUUCCUCGUCCAGUCAGCUGACGGCUCUUCUCCAAUCACGGCGGAGGAGGAGAGGAGGAUGCUGGGAGCCCUCCAUGACAGGAUGACAGAGUGUCGCUACACGGAGCCGGUGUCCAGUUUUGAGCUGGACGUGAAGCCGGACCCGUGGUAUGAGGUGGACGUGAUGAGUGGAGGGAAGAAGGCACUGAUGAAGGCUAACACUGAGCUGGGUCUUGCCUUCGAUGACUGGGACCUGGAAUAUUACACUAACAUGUUCCGAGACCAGCUGGGAAGGAACCCUACGAGUGUGGAGUGUUUCGACUUGGCACAGUCCAACAGUGAGCACAGCCGACACUGGUUCUUCAAAGGAAAGAUGGUUAUAGAUGGGAAGGAACAUGAGGACUCACUCUUUAAGAUGGUGAUGAAGACUCAGGAACACAGCAACGAUAACAACGUUAUCAAGUUCAGUGACAACAGCAGUGCUAUCCAGGGUUACCAGGUCCCAGUGCUCCAGCCCGGCCAGACGUCUGUGUCCAGUAGUUUUCAGGACAGGUCGGCACUGCGACAUGUCAUCUUCACAGCAGAGACACACAACUUCCCUACAGGUGUGGCUCCGUUCCCAGGUGCGACCACAGGUACAGGUGGGAGGAUCCGGGAUGUCCAGGCAGCAGGACAGGGUGCCCAUGUGGUGGCAGGGACGGCUGGCUACAGCUUUGGCAACCUCUCUAUACAAGGUUAUGACCUACCAUGGGAGGACAAGUCCUUUGAGUAUCCUAGCAACAUGGCCACACCCGUUGACAUCUGUAUAGAAGCCAGUAACGGUGCUUCUGACUAUGGGAACAAGUUUGGAGAACCGGUCCUGACUGGGUUUGCUCGGUCCUUUGGAAUGAGACUGGCUGACGGAGAACGGAAAGAAUGGGUGAAACCAAUCAUGUUUAGUGGGGGGAUAGGUCAGCUGGAGGGAUGUCACAUCACUAAGGACCAGCCAGCUGUGGGUAUGGAGGUGGUUAAACUGGGUGGUCCUGUGUACCGGAUCGGUGUGGGCGGUGGCGCCGCCUCCUCAGUCAUCGCGGGGGAGAACAAGGAAGAGCUGGACUUCGGCGCGGUGCAGCGGGGAGACGCGGAGAUGGAGCAGAAACUGAACCGCGUGAUCCGGGCGUGUAUCGAGAUGGCGGAGAAGAACCCCAUCCGGAGUAUCCACGACCAGGGCGCAGGGGGGAAUGGAAACGUGUUGAAGGAGAUAGUUGAGCCGGCUGGUGCUGUGAUCCGUACGAGUGAGUUCCAGCUGGGAGAUCCCACCAUCAGUGUGAUGGAGCUGUGGGGGGCGGAGUACCAGGAGAGUAACGCUGUCCUGGUCAGGUCUGCGGACGCUGGCACACUGAGGGACAUCUGCACCAGGGAGAAAUGUCCUGUAGCAUUUGUCGGGGAGGUCACAGGAGAUGGGAAGAUUGUACUGGAGGAGUCAGAAGCAGACUGCCCCGGGGAGGAGAAACCAGCCAAGCGUCAGCGGGGAGGCAGGAGACCUGUGGACCUGGACUUGGAGUGUGUGCUGGGAUCCAUGCCCAGGAAGACGUUUAACUUUGACACCAUCGCUCCAAAUCUCACCCCCCUGUCCCUGCCUGAUGGACUCGGUAUACGGGAAGCGUUGGAACGUGUGCUCCGCUUGCCGUCUGUAGCCAGCAAGAGAUAUCUCACCAACAAGGUUGACAGGUCGGUGACAGGCCUGGUUGCCCAGCAACAGUGCGUAGGCCCGCUCCACACUCCCCUGGCCGACGUCGCUGUCACGGCGCUCUCCCACUUCAGCACGGUCGGCUCGGCAACGGCGAUAGGGGAACAGCCAAUCAAAGGGCUGCUGGACCCGGCUGCCGGGGCCAGGAUGUCUGUCGGUGAGGCGCUCACUAACCUGGUGUUCGCCCGGGUCACUGACCUCAAGGACGUGAAAUGCAGUGGGAACUGGAUGUGGCCGGCUAAGCUGCCAGGGGAGGGAGCGGCACUGUUCCACGCCUGCAGGGCCAUGUGUGAUGUCAUGCAGCAGCUGGGAGUGGCCGUGGACGGGGGGAAGGACUCCCUCAGCAUGGCUGCUAAAGUGGGCCAGGAAACUGUCAAGUCACCAGGCACCCUGGUCAUCUCUGUCUAUGCUGCCUGUCCUGACAUCACUGCUACUGUCACCCCUGACCUCAAGUGUCCUGGGGGCAAAGGUGCACUUCUGUAUGUAGACCUGAGUGGAGGGAAGCACCGCCUGGGUGGCACGGCCCUGGCACAGUGCUACAGCCAGCUGGGAGACCAGUCACCCGACAUGGACCAGCCACAACUCCUGGUGCAGGGAUUCAACAUCACACAGAAACUCAUAGAAGAGGGCCUGCUGACAUCAGGCCAUGAUGUGAGUGAUGGAGGUCUGGUCACCUGUCUCCUGGAGAUGGCGUUCGCUGGGAACUACGGGCUGGAUGUCAACAUCACAGCAGACAACAAAGCCAGCCCAGUGUCUGUGUUGUUUGCUGAGGAGCUGGGGCUGGUGUUAGAGACGAGUGUGGAGCAGGCGGACGGGGUGGUGACCAGGUUCACACAGGCGGGCGUGUCCUGUCAGCGCAUCGGACACUCCCUGGGGGAAGGCACAGAUGCAGAGGUAAAAAUCUCGGUGAAUGGCACGGAAGUGCUGAAGGACAAAAUGGCCGCCCUCCGAGACGUCUGGGAAGAGACUAGCUUCCAGCUGGAGAGGCUGCAGACCAAUCCCCAGUGUGUGGCUGAGGAGGAGGCUGGGCUCCGGGCUAGGAAGGCCCCGCCCUACAAGCUGACCUUUGACCCAUCAGACACGCCCCAGCCACAGGUUUCCGUCAACGGGUCAGCCAACUCACAAGAGAGCCGACCGAAGGUUGCUGUGAUCAGAGAAGAGGGCAGUAAUGGGGACAGGGAGAUGGUGUCUGCCUUCCACAUGGCAGGCUUCCAGGUGUGGGACGUCAACAUGCAGGACCUGUGUACCGGCAAGGUCACCUUGGAGAGUUUCCGGGGGGUCGUGUUCGUGGGAGGAUUCAGCUAUGCCGACGUCAUGGGGUCUGCUAAAGGCUGGGCGGCCACGCUACUGUUUAACCCGACGGUCCGUGCCCAGUUCAGCGCCUUCAGGGCUCGCAGCGACACCUUCAGCCUGGGCAUCUGUAACGGCUGCCAGCUGAUGGGGCUGCUGGGAUGGGUGGCCCCGGACCAUGGACAAGUCAUAAUGGAUGGCUCAGGGGAUCAGUCCAGCCCUCAGCAAGGCGUGUUCCUGGCUUACAACGUGUCGGAGCGUUUUGAGUCCCGCUUUGUCACCGUGGCGAUCGAGGAGAGCCCCGCCCUGAUGCUGAAGGGCAUGGAGGGGUCGACUCUGGGUAUCUGGGUAGCACAUGGGGAAGGUCGGAUGCUGUUCAAGAACGACGCCAUUAGGUCAGAGGUCGAGCAGAACCACCUCACACCGCUACGCUACGUUGAUGAUGAUGGAAAGCCUACCACGGCGUAUCCCCUCAACCCCAACGGAUCGCCCAAUGGCCUGGCAGCGCUGUGUUCGCCCGACGGCCGCCAUCUUGCCAUGAUGCCACACCCCGAGCGCUGCACGCUCACCUGGCAGUGGCCCUGGAUGCCACAAGACUGGCACCAGUCAAUCAAAACAUCGCCAUGGUUACGAAUGUUCCAAAAUGCCUAUGUGUGGUGCAUGGAAAAUCAGUAAACACAGACAAUUAGUGGACCAAAAGAGAUCUCUUUUCUGUUACUUUCACUGGCUGACGGAGAAAAAACUAUAAAUACCAAAUGUUGUUGAAAACCUUCCCACUAUUUAUCUUUUUGUACGUAAAAGAUGUCUUAUACAGCAAGUUGGCAGCACGUACUGCACAAAAAAUGCACAAAACCUGGAUUUUUCAUGGUUUUUGUUAGAUGUUAGGGUUAACUUUGCAUCAGAAUUUUGCCUGUUGCAGACCAUCUUUUCUGAUACAACAGAUAGGAUGUCAUCCUUUAAUACACAGAUAUGACCUAAAAUGAGAUGUUUUCCCUUAGUGCUAUGCACAAUACAUUUCACGCAGGUGCAGUGCGUUCUGCCGAUGUGCUGUCCUAUACAGAAAAGCAGGCUACAAGUAUGUGAUGGGUAAUUUGGGGGAGAAAAGUAAACAUGGCUGACCGAUUUACUUGUUGUAAAUGUUGGUGAUGAUUUGGCUCAACUUUUUGGCACAUAGAAAAGAAAAACAGGCCAAUUCUGGUAGAACCAGUGGUCAUGUCAAAUUUGAUGUUAUCCAAAAUGUUGGCUGUUGUGGAGCUGAAAGGUAGAUCAUGUCAGUAUCUAGAUGUGCCUGUGUGAUUUUUGAUAGUAUAGUUUGUAGUAAUGCUGCUACAUUGCAAUCCUGACAUUAUAGCUUGAUUUUGUGGGAAAUAGUAAGAUUAGGCUGCCUAUCACAAUAAAGAUAUUUACACUGGUAAAAGGGCUUUCAUGUUUUCGUGGUGUCUUUAAUGAUGUGAAAGAACUUCCCAAUGCAUGCAUGUUA